AUGUCAAGCGAAAGACAAGCAGCAGAUGCUAUCCGAUUUUAUGACUCGAAGUCCUGGGAUUACGAUGCUACCUGGCACAACGAUUUCACCAGGCGAUUCAUUUCCCAUCUCGACAUACAGCCAGGCCAACAGAUACUGGAUCUGGCGUGUGGCACCGGACUAUUGACUUUCCGUGAGUCCGAGGCAGUAGGACCACAGGGGCAUAUCGUCGGAAUUGAUGUCACCCCUGGUAUGCUCGCGGUCGCUACUCACAGACAGACUCAAGGAGGCGACAAAUACGCAAAUACGACUUUCCUCAAGGGCGACGCUUUGCACCUGGACGAGACGGAAGAGCUCAAGGGAAUGCAAUUUGAUGUCAUCACAGUGGCUUCUGCUCUAGUCUUAUUCCCCGAUCCAAAGGCUGCUAUUGAGCACUGGGUAGAAUUCCUGAAGCCUGGAGGUGUCAUUGCAAUGGACGCGACACACCCAAGGAACUUGGUCUCCGGCAUGGUACUUGAGAGGGUAGCUCGCAGACUGGAGCUUCCCAUUCCCUACAAUCGGUCAUGGAGCAAAUCAGAAGAUACCUUGAAGCAAAUGUUAGAGUCCGCGGGAUUGGAGGUAGACGAAGUUCUUACUGUAGAGAAUCAAGCGGGAUAUGGCAGGCGUUUCUAUGAGAUGGAGCAAUGGGACGACUUCUUUGUCGAAAACGUGAUCGUCAAAGACGUUGCAAGAACGUUUGCGAACAACGACAUCCGAAGGAAAGCGCAAGGCCUCUACAAGGAGGAGUGGGAAAAAUUGGCGAUAGACGGCAAGAUUGAGGAGAUCGACUCUGUUUUCCUCGGUAUUGCAAGGAGACCUGCAGACGGUUCGAGAUACGUACCGCAAGUCAUUCAAGACGAUGUUGUCUUCAGGGGCGGAUGCCGCUGCGGCGGGGUACAAUACACAUCGAGCGCUGCGCCCUCAGAUAUCACGCUGUGUCAUUGCCGCGCAUGCCAAAAAUUGUCAGGCUCUGGCUUCCUUCCAUUUACGCAUGUCCCCAGAGACAGUCUUUCUUUCACCCAUUCGGAUACGCGCACGGUUCUAAGAUUGUCGGAUGCUGCGGAACGAACCUUUUGCUCAGGUUGCGGUGCUCCAAUAUCCAUGUCUUACGCAUCCGAUCCCACCAAGAUGGCAUUGUGUAUGGCCACAGUCGACCUGGAAAGCCUCAAGACUGAGGUGGCACCAAAGGUUGUGCAGCAUAUAUUUCUACGAGAGAAGGCGCCUUGGGUGGUGCUACCCGAAGAUGGAACUGAGCGUUGGGGCACGUCAGAACAUGCUCACCUGUUCAUGCAGAAGUAG
Messenger RNA from Alternaria atra, 1317 nucleotides. RefSeq lists its product as uncharacterized. Gene Ontology annotation, molecular function: carbon-sulfur lyase activity. The transcript has 2 exons. Bases 1 to 1317 code for a protein of 438 amino acids. Lineage: Eukaryota; Fungi; Ascomycota; Dothideomycetes; Pleosporales; Pleosporaceae. The record is from RefSeq and is a predicted model, not a curated record.